AUGGUAUAUUUUGCAACGACCCCCUUCUCCUUAACCAAUGGCGCGGUUCAUGUUUAUACAUCAGGUUUUUCAAUUGGUGUCAGUACUGACUUUGGUUUGGAGGUCUCCUAUGAUGCUCAUCAUCUUGUGAACAUCAAAGUUCCAUCCAGUUACCAGGGAGCAACAUGUGGCCUUUGUGGGAACUUUAACAAUGACCCAGAUGAUGACAUUCAACCACCAGAAGGAGAUAUUGUGAGCCCUCUUGACCUUAGUCAUAGCUGGUUGGUGCCAAAUGCUGAUGAGUCUGAAUGCAUGCCCUGUGAAGGUCAAGACUGUAGUCAUUGUUCUGAAGAUGAGAGGGCUUUAUUCAAUAAUCCUGACAACUGUGGCAUCCUUCGAGACAGAUCUGGACCUUUUGCAGCUUGUCAUGAGGUGCUUUCACCAGAGUCUUUUGUGUACAAUUGUGUGUAUGAUCUGUGUUCGGAGGGAGGGCAACAAGACAUUCUCUGUCUAGCCCUAAAUGUCUACGCCAGUCAGUGUCAAGAAAAAGGUGUACAACUACAAACAUGGAGAAGCCCCGGCUUCUGUGAAAUCAUAUGUCCAGAAAACAGCCACUUUGAGCCUCAGAGCACAGGAUGUCCAGCUACUUGUGUCAACCCUGAGUCUCAUAAUGACUGUGCACUCGCUCCCCUUGAGAGCUGCGCUUUGUGGCUGUAA
This is a messenger RNA of Boleophthalmus pectinirostris (great blue-spotted mudskipper), 696 nucleotides long. Its product is annotated as alpha-tectorin-like. The transcript has 3 exons. Bases 1 to 696 code for a protein of 231 amino acids. NCBI's taxonomy places the organism in Eukaryota, Metazoa, Chordata, Actinopteri, Gobiiformes, Gobiidae. The record is from RefSeq and is a predicted model, not a curated record.